Messenger RNA from Bradysia coprophila, 743 nucleotides. Its product is annotated as FMN-dependent NADPH-azoreductase-like. Gene Ontology annotation, molecular function: FMN binding; oxidoreductase activity. The record is from RefSeq and is a predicted model, not a curated record. Lineage: Eukaryota; Metazoa; Arthropoda; Insecta; Diptera; Sciaridae. Gene Ontology annotation, cellular component: cytosol.
CAGGUAAUUAUUGUCUGAAUGUGAAUUUUCUGUUUUUGUGAUACAUUCGGUUCUGCAAAUCAUCGUGUGAUAGCAGUUAAAUUUGGUAGACAUUUAUCAGCUCGGUUAUCGUGUCAGAGAAAUGAUUUUUCUAAAAAUAAUCACAAUCAACAAAAUGACUUUAAAAAUCGUGAUAUUCCUCGGGUCAACCAGAAAUAAUCGUAUGGUUGACAGAGUUUGCGCUUAUGUAAAGACGAUAGUUGAAAGGAAGGGCAUGUGUCCGAUAAUUAUGGAUCCAGCAAAAAUGCCAUUUGAAAUUGUAAAAGCUCCUUUACAUUUUUAUCCGAAUCCGGCUGAUGCACCACAGUGGCUUCGUGACACUAAUGAUGCGAUUAAGGAAGCCGAUGGUUUUCUUAUGCUUUCACCAGAGUACAACUAUACUCUUUCUCCAGCUUUAACGAAUAUGAUCGACCACUUUCCACCAUCAUCUUACCGACAUAAGCCAGCCGCAGUCGUUACUUAUUCCAUGGGUAAUUUCGGAGGAAUCGUUUCGUCUAUAGCAAUUUUGCCAUUUAUGGUAGCACUCGGCUUAGUACAUAUACCAUCUGGAGUAACCAUACCAACGGUUCAAAAUAGUUUCAAUGAGAAUGGAGAAACUACUGACGAGGGGAUAGUUCGCAGAGUAGACAAACUAGUCGACGAAUUAAAAUGGUAUGCCGAGGCUUUAAAUGACAAACGAGCAGUGUGUGCACCACCGUCUUAAU